Molecule: messenger RNA, 1654 nt
Organism: Cucurbita moschata (crookneck pumpkin)
Lineage: Eukaryota; Viridiplantae; Streptophyta; Magnoliopsida; Cucurbitales; Cucurbitaceae
Product: cysteine synthase-like
Exons: 11
Coding region: 371-1342 (323 amino acids)
Cellular component (GO): cytoplasm
Molecular function (GO): cysteine synthase activity
Source: RefSeq, a predicted model, not a curated record
UAGCAGUGGGCUUGGGCCGUUACACACAUUGUGCAUGGUCUACCCCAAAGCUCACCCCCAUCAAUUGUAGCUUGUAGGAAGGCUUCGCCCUGCUCAACUCAAAUUUUCCAAGACCUUACCAUCUUGGAGGUUCUUCGAAGUUUGUUAUCCUCGCAAUGAGUUAUGAAUGUUCAAGCCAGCGUGCAUACAUGUAGACUAAUUCAAUGGGACAACCAUCUGAGUCUACUACAUUUGAUUGUCGAGAUAACUUGUAGCCAUGCUUGAACUCAUUCGUUUUUUUAAGUUUUUUACUAUUUGUAUGGGAUUUUGUUGAUCUCUUGACCUCUAGGCAAACCUAUGGUGAUUUUGUGAACUGAACUUGAGUGAACACAUGGAGGACAAGUGUGCAAUCAAGACUGAUGCCACUGAACUAAUUGGUAAUACCCCCAUGGUGUAUCUCAACAAAAUUGUAGAUGGCUGCUUUGCCAAGAUUGCUGCCAAACUAGAGUCAAUGGAGCCUUGCUCGAGUGUCAAAGACCGAAUCGCUCUCAGUAUGAUACAAGACGCGGAGGAUAAGGGCCUCAUAUCACCAGGGAAGAGUGUACUUAUCGAGACUACAGCGGGAAACACCGGCAUUGGACUGGCAUGGAUUGCAGCAAUCAAGGGCUACAGACUCAUUCUCAUAAUGCCAGCUUUCUUCAGCAUGGAGAGAAGAAUUCUGCUACUCAGUUUUGGAGCCGAGUUGCAUAUCACCAACCCAGAAAUGAGUGUUGAUGCAGUUAUAAAGAUGGCUGAGGAUCGCGAAAAAUCCACACCCAAUGGAUAUUUUCUGAGGCAGUUUGACAAUCCUGCCAAUGCAAAGAUUCACUACGAAACAACUGGGGUGGAGAUAUGGAAAGAUUCAAAUGGAAAAGUCGACGCGCUCGUGGCUGGGAUUGGGACGGGGGGGACACUAACUGGUGCAGGGAAGUUCCUCAAGGAGCAGAACCCAAAAAUCAAGGUAUAUGGAAUAGAACCAGUUGAAAGUGCAGUGUUGAGUGGAGGACAACCUGGUCACCAUCUCAUACAAGGAAUUGGUGCUGGUUUCAUCCCGUCGAUUCUCAACAUCAAAUUGAUCGACGAGGUUAUUCAGAUAUCAACUGAGGAAGCCAUUGAAACUGCAAAGCUACUUGCUUCAAAAGAAGGCCUUUUGGUCGGCUUUUCGUCCGGUGCUGCUGCAGCUGCUGCAAUCAAGAUCGCAAAGCGACCCGAAAACGAAGGAAAACUGAUUGUUGUGAUAUUUCCGAGCUUCGGCGAGCGGUAUCUAUCGACUUCACUCUUCGACUCAGCUAGGCAGGAGGCAGUAAACAUGGCAUACAGUUAAACAAACAAAGAGAUCAGGAAACUAUUUAUUAAUUUGCUGUCUAGAUUUGAAAGUAGAAUAAGUUGAGAACAUAAAAGCUUCCUGUUUGCAGACGAGUCAAGUGGACAAUGUUAUGUACAUUUUCAUGGUUUGUUCAUACAUGACAUAGGAAAGAACAAAAUGCUAUUCGAGGUUAUUGAGAGGCGUAUGUCCAAAAGCUUACUAUUUGAUCGAGUGAUCGUUAGUUCGUUAUUUACUCGGGAGAAGCCAUAAAGAGUUGUAUUUUGAGACGAAAUUCAUUCCGAAACAGUUGAUUCGUUUUUUUUUUUUUUU